Messenger RNA from Acanthosepion pharaonis, 837 nucleotides. Lineage: Eukaryota; Metazoa; Mollusca; Cephalopoda; Sepiida; Sepiidae. The record is from the annotation of a GenBank genome assembly.
AUGAACGCACAGGAUGCAGCAACCGCCUCUGCAUCAAGAGCUUCCGAGACCCAUCAUCAAAGGCUUCUUUUUAACGUAAGAAACGCUGCUGCCACAGCGAAAUCAAGGGAUAUAGAGACACUUGACCGCAGGCGCGCCAGUCAAUCCAGGGACGCUGCUGCAACAGCGAGGCAGAGGCUGCUGAGACACCACUUUGUAGAUCUGUUCGAAAUGCUACGAAAGCUGCCACCACUGCCAGGUCGAGUGCAACUGAAACAUUCGACCUCAGGCGCGCACGCCAAUCCAGGGAAGCUGCUGCAACAUCAAAUGCUAGGACUGUUGAGACACUGCUCCGUAGAUCUGUUCGAAAUGCUAGAAAUGCUGCCAACACUGCCAGGUCGAGGGCAGCUGAAACAUUUGACCUCAGACGCACCCGUCAAUCCAGGGACACUGCUGCAACAGCUAGGUCGAGGGAGCCCGAGACAGAGCUGUGGCUGGCAACCGCAAUGCCCACAACGUUGCAGCCAUUUCUGCUGCCAGAAAAUCCAAGGGCCCACCGACAAGGACUACAAUCUGCAGGCCGAAAUCCAGAUUGGCAUUUUGCCUACGUCAGGAAGAGUUCCUCGCAGAGACGUCAUACUACUACUUCAGGCCAUGCUUCACGAGGUUAACAGCUACAUUCGCAGUUUCAAAUGUGCUUUGGAAAGUGCUCCCUUUCCUUCCUUCAGCAUUGUAACUGACGCCGACAAACGGCCUCAUGAUGAACAAGAACGCCGCUACAAUGCUCCUGCGUGCAACGAAGUGGUCGCUAUUAUGCAUGGGGAGCAAGACCGCACUCGUGAUAUUGUUCUCAAAUAA